This is a messenger RNA of Prorocentrum cordatum, 1095 nucleotides long. Lineage: Eukaryota; Dinophyceae; Prorocentrales; Prorocentraceae. The record is from the annotation of a GenBank genome assembly.
CGGAAGUGGUCGAGGCCUCCUGGGUAGGCGAUGUUGCAAAUGACGACGUCGGAGGUCUGGGUCUGCCGCUGCGCCGCCGCCGCCGGUCAGGGCCAGCGCGGGGCAGGCCCCACCCGCGCCGGUGCCGCUGUCGCCUUCUGGGCCUACCGGCGUGGGCUCACCUCCUGCGGCAGCGCGCGCUCUGAAGGGGCCCGAUGCGGCGACGGUCCCCACGAGGAUGGCGGCGGCAGAGCUGUUGCUCACGGUGGCGGCGGGUGCUGAGGGUUCUGCAGCGCAUCUGCAACCCGCAGUAGAGCCGUCGGCGCCCCGCGAGCCUCAGGGCGCGGCGCUCGCGCCGCGACCAGCCUGCGCUGCAGACUUGCAGCCACCGGCGGUGCUGCAGUUGCCUUCGGCGUGCGCAGUUCGCGAAGAGCCUCGGGCAGACGCGGCCGCGCUUUCGAGGUCAUCCGCGGCGGCGUGGCUGGGGUCGCAGGGCCAUGCAGCGGCGGCGGAGCAGACAGCAACCUCGGCGGGGCCACAGCUGCUGGCGUCGGCGCGAGAGCCAGAACCCGCGGGGACGUCGCCAGUGACGGCCGGCGUCGAGCAGGCUUGCAUCCCCGCAAUUUCGCGGCCGCUGGCGCCCGUGCCGGCCUGGGCCGCCGCCCUUGCUGCCAAGGAAGGGUCCAGCUCGCACUGCGCACCCGCCGAGACCGCUGCCGCCCUCGCGCUGCGGGCCAGGCUGGCGGCCACGCUGGCAAGCCGGGUCGCCGCGCAGGAGCCCACGGCCAGCCCAACGACAGUGCCGGAGGCUUCCGCGGCCGCGGAGCGCCGAAUAGACCCAGCGGACGGCGCACUGCGAACGCAGCAGUCGGUGGUGGAGAAGCACGCCGGCAGGCUCUCCGCGGCUGGGGCGGAGGCCUACUGGCGCGAGCAGUGCAAGCCCUUGAAAGUCAAGAGAUAUUGACUGGUCGCAGCCCUGGGUUUGUGUUUGGGCUUCUCCGAUGUAGGCGGGCGCGAGCGCGCUGAGCUCUCUAGGCGUCUGGUUGCUUGUGCGAGCGUUGAGCCCAGGAAACCGUCUGCUUCAUGUGCAUAGGAUUUGCAGCUGCUGUAUCGUGG